Messenger RNA from Drosophila hydei, 1893 nucleotides. Its product is annotated as synaptic vesicle glycoprotein 2B. The transcript is spliced from 10 exons. Gene Ontology annotation, molecular function: transmembrane transporter activity. Gene Ontology annotation, biological process: transmembrane transport. Gene Ontology annotation, cellular component: membrane. Bases 106 to 1644 code for a protein of 512 amino acids. Lineage: Eukaryota; Metazoa; Arthropoda; Insecta; Diptera; Drosophilidae. The record is from RefSeq and is a predicted model, not a curated record.
CAGCUUUACACUGAUCACUUUACAAAUCUAGAAUGCCUAAAGUUUAUGUUCAAAAUUAAUUGAAUUUUAUCUGCACUCUAUUUUAUGGUAGCAGCUGUAAUAUAGAUGGCAAAAGCAGCAGAGCCAGAUGAAACGGCAGAUUUUGAGAGGGCAAUUUCUGAAUGUGGCUUCGGUUUAUUUAAUGUCAUCAUUUUGAUCUGCGCACUCCCCUGCUUAACUGCAAUGGUUUUCUCUGCCUCCGUCAUAUCAUAUGUGAUGCCAACGGCUCAGUGUGACCUAAACCUGAGCGUAAUGGACAUGGGAAUGCUGAAUGCAGUGACAUACGCAGGCAUGAUUUUGUCAGCCAUUCCAUGGGGCUUUAUAUCGGACACCAUGGGUCGCCGUUCUGUUUUAAUCAUUGGCGGUUUCGUUGACGGUAUUUUUGUGCUCUGCUCGGCCCUAAGUCAAAAUUCCAUUCAACUGAUGAUAUUUAAAUUCUUCGAUGGACUAAUAAUUUGCGGCCCCUUCGCGGUGGUCGUCAGCUAUUUGGCCGAGUUCCAUGGCCAGAAACAUAGACACUAUAUAAUGUUUUUUGUCGGCCUAAUUAUUUCUAUAGGAGCGGUGACAUUACCACUGAUAGCCUACCUAUUACUUCCACUGCACAUUUAUUUCAAAUUGGGAAACAUGAAAUUUCACACGUGGCAGGUAUUUUUCGCUAUUUCGGCUAUACCGAGUUUUUUGAGUGGACUUUUACACAUAUUUUUACCCGAGAGUCCAAAGUUUCUUAUGGCUCAGGGCUACUAUAACAAAGCGUUGAAAUCCUUUCAACGCAUUUACGCCAUCAACAAGCGUAAAAGUCGUGAAAGCUAUCCGAUCAAAACUCUGAUUGACGCCGUGCCAGAGCGAAUGGAAGAAGAAACGGUGAAACGAAAGUGCUGGAGAGCAAAAUUUAUAUUUUUUGAAGGACUGAAGCAGUUGAAGCCAAUGUGGAGUUGUCCUUAUCUGGGAGUAGCCAUUCACGUUUAUCUGUUGCAUUUUUGCCAAAUUAUGUGUGUAAACUCGGUUCGUUUGUGGAUGCCAAAUAUCUUUGCAACGAUACACACCUUAGAGGUAAAAGGAUAUUCAGAUCGGAGCAUGUGCGCAGUUCUAAAGCACGAUACGCAAUUAAACUUCACAAAAGAGGAAAAAAAUCAGGAAUGCGACAUACAUCAUGAACCGGAAACCUAUUCUGAUAAUAUCAUUGUUGCCGCCAUUGGCCUUAUUGGCUAUUUGGUUAUAUUUCCUCUGCUGAGUAUUCAAGUAAUCGCUAGCCACUUGCUGAAGAUCAGCCUGCUUAUAAGUACAUUCCUCGUGGGUGGACUGUACUUUACAAAUUCCAGCCUAUCGAUGCUUCUUGUCUCUGCAUUCUAUUUAACGGUCAUGGGAAUCUGUGCGUCGACUGUUAUAAGUAUGACCGUGGUCUAUUUUCCUACUUUGAUGAGAACAAUGGUUUUAUUAUUGAUUAUGACAUUUGGCCGUUUGGGUUCGGUUGCCGGCAACAUGUUACUACCGCUUUUUAUAAAGAUCAACUGUUGGGCACCGUUUCUGUGGCUAUUUUCCCUAAUGAUGCUUGCAUUUUUAAUGUCACUGUUCCUCAAAGUUAAUAUCAAGCAGGCACUUAAUUAAAUAUAAUAAAUAGUAAUAAUCAUUUAUUGCAAGACAAGUCGUUAGACAACUAUAGAAGGCAUAUAAAUUGAAAUUCAGCAUACUUCUCUAUUAUGCCAAUCUAUUUUGAUGUGCCGACUUAUAACGAUCUAACGAGUGUACAAGCCAUCAUUAUUAUUAUUUAUUAAAAACUGUGUAGAGCGAAGAAUAAUCAACAAACAAACAACUACCUAUUUGGAGAACACAUUUUAGAGCUAAAUUAAAUAUUUA